AUGUUGCUGUCGCUGCUCCUCGGGCUCCUCGAGGAUCCUCCACUACAGCCCCGAGGAAGGCCAACGGCGCCAGCGAGUCAAUACCCGCUGCCAUUGGUUUAUACUGACUUAUACUGGUUUCUACUGGUUGUUACCACUUUAUACUGGUUUCUACUGGUUUCAACUGGUUUCUACUGGUUUCCACCCCUACAGAUCCUCCACUACAGCCCCGAGGAAGGCCAGUGGGUGGCUCCGGGCCCGUUCUUUGACGUUCUGAGCUGGAACGGCUCGCGGGGCACGCGGGACCUGCAGGACCUGUCGGUGUGGCUGGCGGCCGUGGGCCGGGCCCACGCCGGCCACUACGUGUGCGGCCUGCGCAGGAACCUGACCUUCGAGGGCUACACCUACAGCCUGGCCAGGAACCAGAGCCUGCGAUUGGCUGUGGUGGAGCCAGCCCGCCGGGACCUGGCCUCCAUCGUCUCCGAGAUCCUCAUGUACGUUCUCAUCGUGGUGCUCACGCUCUGGCUGGCGGCCGAGAUGCUUUACUGCUACCGCAAGGUGGCGGCCGCCGCCCCGCCCCCCGACAGCGCGUGA
Messenger RNA from Sturnus vulgaris (Common starling), 573 nucleotides. Lineage: Eukaryota; Metazoa; Chordata; Aves; Passeriformes; Sturnidae. The record is from RefSeq and is a predicted model, not a curated record.